CUGAUGUUAUUUCAGUGAGGCAGCAAGGCAAAGGGGGUGGGGUUAAAGGGACCUCGAGGGAAAGUGAAAAGUUUUCAAAGGAGGCUGAAACACUUCGGAGAGCAGUGAGGAUGAGGAUUUUCUUCGAGUGGCACGUAUCGGAUUGCUGGACUUCAUUAAAGAGCACCCUAGGAUUACAUCUGUUCACAUAAAAGUGUCACUGGGUACCAUGGCAACGACAGCUCUGACCGGGUUCUCCAUGAUGAGCCUGCUCAGCCUCGGAUACCUGAGCUGGGACAUGAUGAGUCCUAACCAGGUGGAGAACGAGCCGGAUCAGACGUUUGUUGACACGUUUCCGGUCCCGCAGCCUCCUCACAUCAUUUUCAUCAUGACAGACGAUCAGGGGUUCAACGACAUCGGCUACCACAGCUCUGACAUCAGGACCCCGGCGCUGGAUAAACUGGCUGCGGACGGAGUGAAGCUGGAGAACUACUACAUCCAGCCCAUCUGCACCCCGUCCCGCAGCCAGCUCAUCACCGGCAGGUACCAAAUUCACACUGGCCUGCAGCACUCUAUCAUCCGGCCCCGCCAGCCCAGCUGCCUGCCCUUUGACCAGGUCACCCUCCCCCAGAGGCUGCAAGAGCUCGGUUACUCCACCCACAUGGUCGGCAAGUGGCACCUGGGCUUCUACAAGAAGGAGUGCCUGCCCACUCGCCGUGGCUUCGACACGUACUUUGGCUCCUUAACGGGCAGCGUGAACUACUACACCUACGACUCCUGCGACGGCCCCGGGCGGUGCGGCUUCGACCUCCAUGAGGGGGAGUCGGUCGCCUGGGGUCAGAGGGGCAAAUACUCCACACAUCUCUACACGCAGAGAGUCCGCAAGAUCCUGGCGACCCACGAUCCCAAGUCCCAGCCGCUGUUCAUCUUCCUCUCCUACCAAGCUGUUCACACACCUCUGCAGUCCCCGCGCGAGUACAUCUACCCGUACCGCGGGCUGGAAAAUGUGGCGCGCAGGAAAUAUGCUGCUAUGGUCUCAGCUGUAGACGAGGCAGUACGUAAUAUAACAUACGCUCUCCGCAAGUAUGAUUACUACCAGAACAGUGUCAUCAUCUUCUCUACUGACAACGGUGGCCAGCCUUUGUCUGGCGGCAGUAACUGGCCGCUCAGAGGACGCAAAGGCACCUACUGGGAAGGCGGCGUCCGGGGUCUGGGGUUCGUCCACAGCCCCCUGUUGAGGAAGAAGAGGAGGGUGAGUAAAGCCCUGGUGCACAUCACUGACUGGUACCCAACACUUGUGGGGUUAGCAGGUGGCAAUGAGUCCCUGACGGAGGGGGUGGAUGGGUUUGAUGUUUGGGAAGCCAUCAGUGAGGGGAAGGAGUCACCCAGGUUGGAGAUCCUCCACAAUAUCGACCCUCUGUACAACCAUGCACGCAGUGGCUCCCUGCAGAAUGGAUAUGGGAUUUGGAAUACAGCUGUUCAGGCCUCUAUACGAGCCGGAGACUGGAAACUCCUAACAGGAGACCCCGGCUACGGAGACUGGACACCGCCACAGAUGCUCCCAGGUUUCCCUGGCAGCUGGUGGAACCUGGAGCGCCACACCGAACCCCGGAAAUCUGUGUGGCUUUUCAACAUCUCCGGAGACCCUUACGAACGUUUUGACGUUUCUGAGCAGAGACCGGAUGUUGUCAAAGAGCUGCUGGCCAGAUUGGUGUACUACAAUCGCACCGCGGUGCCAGUGAGGUACCCAUCGGAGGACUUACGGGCCGACCCCCACCUCAACGGGGGUGCCUGGGUGCCCUGGGUAGGAGACGAGGAGGAGGACAGCUGGGACACCGUCUACCAGAAGAAGAAGAAGAAGGACUGGAAGAAGAAGCUUAAACUGUCCAAAAGCAGGUCGUUUUUCAGGAGACUCAACACUAGAAUCAUGUCCAACAGGAUAUAAAAAGGACAUUCGGAGGCACUCCUGAAGGAAAAGGUUAUAUGAAGGACAUUUCUGUUUGUUGAUGAAACUCUUUGAAUUUGCUCUUUUGUUGAACUGCAAAAUCCAGCUGCGGUUACCGCGUUGUAACUGCAUGUGUAUGUUUAGUCUCUCUUGAGGAAGUAGUGACUGGUUUGUAUCUGUUUAGAAUAUAAAUGUGUGUGCCCCUAAAAUCACUAAAAAACGUUAGUGAAAAUGAUGAUUUCAUCCUACAAGUAUGUAAGCAAAUGUGUGUGAGAGGGAGACAUACAAGAUAUAGGGUUAUUUUAUAAUGUAAUGAUUAGGGAUGCACCGAUACCACUUUUUUUCAGACCGAGUACAAGUACUUACAUUUGGGUAUUCGCUGAUACCGAGUACCGAUACGAGUACUUCUCUGUGCCAAAAGACCC
Molecule: messenger RNA, 2349 nt
Organism: Sebastes umbrosus (honeycomb rockfish)
Lineage: Eukaryota; Metazoa; Chordata; Actinopteri; Perciformes; Sebastidae
Gene: arsia
Product: arylsulfatase family, member Ia
Exons: 2
Coding region: 209-1924 (571 amino acids)
Source: RefSeq, a predicted model, not a curated record